AAGCAUAAUUAUCACCUUUUCAUACUUGCAAGAAGCCGCAGUGCGAACACUGAGUGCUGAGAUGUAACACGACUGUAAGUUAGUGUAGACGCGUUUGUCUCAUCGGCGUGCAGAGUUCUACCUCUGCGCUACCCUUUCCGAGCAAAACCAGUUCAGCCUACGAACCCAGUACGGUAAUAACAUCAGUCCAUGGACAUCAUCAUGGUGUGAUGAUAAAGGUGCGCGUAGGUGUUUACCUCCUUGGCUUGCUGUGCCCAAGGAAUCCGGGCAAAUCUAAAAUAAUUACGACAUUUGUUCCGUUUCGCAGCACCAGCCUAGCCAUGAAUGCCGUCAAUCAACGCUGACUGGCAUACGGUCGUCUGAAUCCGAGCUGCUCAUCGUGUGGCGCUAGGCCUCUGCCGCUCUGGCUGUCCGAGCUCGGAACAGGUCUAGUCAGCUUGGCUUUAGCGAUCACGGAUCAUCAAGCUCAUGGAUUCGUAGUACUGCGACCGUUGUGGACGGGUGAUGGAACUGGAAGCUGAACUCACUCAGGUGCCCCCUGUACCAUGUGUACUUCCCAGUGGCAGUGUCGAGGGCCUGCAGAGUCACUGAGUCUGUGUGUGUAGUAACGACCACUAGGCACUAACGGUCCCAUGCCUGUGUGCCCCCUGAUGACGCCGCGUAUCACACGAUUCACUGCAAUACAGCCUUACAGGCUGUCACUUGUCAGUCCCCCUAGUUCAAGUAACUGACAGUGAUUGUCACCCAGUGAAGGCCAUGGUGCAUUGGUGGCAGCCAGCAGCUAGAUUGAAGUCUGGGAUGCCAGCUGAGUGGCUGGCAACCCUGUCCUAGCUGCUGUCCAGUGCUUCAUAGUUACAGCAGCAUGAUAAUUAUAGUCCUGUGGGACACUCACUUUUGGAUCUCACACGAGCAGCUUCUACAACCACCAACAGUUGUGAGAGAAACAGCAAGCUCUUCUUUCAUUCAUAUUGCCUUUGGAGUUGGGCCAAGCUACCUGCCUCAACGUUCCGGUGGCUGUUUUGGCAGAACUUUCGUCUCCGGUGGCGGUUUCUCCAUCCCACUCUUGCUAACCUUCAGCUGAUAGCAAUGAUGUGUUCCUGGGUCCAUGUAUUCUCUGUGCUGUUCGCUGGUGCGGUUGUGUCGCCGAGCCAUGGACUGGAGACGGAACACGAACGCUUUCCGGGUCACGGCCUGCACAAGUUCCUGACCGACCAGCAUCUUUACAACUUUUUUGGAACAUCCAAAGAAGAAGACUACGAGUACCAUACGACCAACCCGAGCGAGGUGACAGUAGAUGGCGAGCACAUCACGUUUGACUUACGGGAAGCUGGUCAUCGUCGUCGCCGUCGCCGCUCCACAUCCCCGUACGCCGACGAGGCAUACUUUAAGGUGGCGGCAUUCGACAACGACUACCACGUCGCGGUGCAGGAGAGCAGCGCAAUGUUCAGCGACCACUCCGUCAUCGAGCUGAUGGGAGCCGAGGGCAAUGUCACCCAUCGGCAGCCCAUCAUGGCGCCCACGCACUGCUACUAUCGUGGACACAUCACCGGUGCUAAUGACUCGCUCGUAGCCUUUAGUACGUGCAAGGGAAUGACGGGUGCGAUAUUCUCCCCCGAUGACGCCUUCUUCAUCCAUCCGUUACCGCCGUACCUUCUCAACCACAGCGCUAACGCGCACUCGCACACGCACAUGGUCGUUCGGCGCUCAGUCGACUCUGACACCUCGGGGCCUGGGGAUCGCAAACACUGUGGCGUCGGCCUACGAAAGAAUCCUGCAGGCUAUAGGGAAGCGCAGUACAACUACAUCCCGUUCUACGCGGCCAUGGACGAAGUCAGGUCCAAGUUCAAUCCGAAGCGCAAAAACGUGUACAGCCAGUACGGGCCGAUGUACAUCGAGACGGCGCUGGUCGUCGACACCUACAUGUAUGAGCAGCAUGACCGGGACCAGGACGCCUUGAAAACCUACCUGCUCACUCUCAUGAAUCUGAUGCAGGCUGUGUUUAGUCCGGAGAGCACUGGGCUGGAUAUCACCCUCCACGUGACUCGUAUCAUCUAUCUUACUGAUCACCAGCCUAAUAUGCCGAUUGGUCAUGACUCCGUCGCACUUCUGGACAAGUUUGGUACAUUUCAGCAGCGACUUAAUCCCGUACAGGAUAGCAAUUUCAUACACCAUGAUUUCGCCAUGCUGCUUACCGGGUUUGACCUAUGUGCCGCUGACAAUCGUGCCGGUUGCGGUGAGCUGGGCCGUGCAUACAUCCAGUCCCUGUGCAGCCCGACGACCAGUGCUGCCGUGGUGCGCGACCGCGGUAUACAGAACGCUGUCGUCAUGGCUCAUGAGCUGGGACAUGUAUUAGGCGCAUACCACGAUAGCAGUGUGUGCUCGCCCGACGAGGGCUACGUCAUGGUUGGCUCGGCCACCAACACCAAGAAGUUCUGGCAGUUCUCCGACUGCAGCAAGGCCUACUUUCGCAGCUUUCUGGGAACUGACGAGACCCAGUGUAUCCUAGAUUGUCCACUGCAGCACCAUAGCCUUGUUGUCCAUGACUACAUGUUGCCAGGGCAACGCUAUAGCCGGGAGCAGCAGUGCCAGUUUCAGUUCCCGAAUCACACCUUCUGCUCCCGGUUCAGGCCCGAUGUAGGUCGGUCGCAAGGAAGUUUGCCGUUAUGACGUGUGGCUGCUGUUUAUGUUUGGAUUGUUGCUGCUGCUGUUGCUGCUGCUGCUGGUUGUGGUGUUGUUGUCUUUAUUGUCGUGGAAAUUGUCUUCGCAGUCGCUACUGCUGCUGCUGGUUCUUCUGUCGUUGUGUGUGUCGUUGUUCCUGUUGCCAAUGUCAUAGUAAUCAUUGUUUGAGGUGGUGCUCAGAUUUGCUAUAUCUGGUGGCAAGAGUAUGCACUUUGUGAUAUCCCAGCAAUGUGGCCUCGGCGUGGCGCACCGUAGGCUGCCUUCAUUCUGCUGUCAAGUGACGGUCAUGCUGACUGGAUUUGAAUUUGCCCAACUUAGAGCUAUGGCCUACGUACAGAAUUUUUUACAUGGACUUGCCCACAGUAUGGUAUUGGUUGCUUGACAGGUGAUGGUAAUGCAUCAGUGGUGUAGCUGUGUUUGUUAUCAUGUCCACUGGGAUCCCUCCUCGUUCUCCACCCCCACUGCCCC
Messenger RNA from Sycon ciliatum, 3147 nucleotides. Its product is annotated as A disintegrin and metalloproteinase with thrombospondin motifs 16-like. Lineage: Eukaryota; Metazoa; Porifera; Calcarea; Leucosolenida; Sycettidae. Gene Ontology annotation, molecular function: metalloendopeptidase activity. The transcript has 10 exons. Gene Ontology annotation, biological process: proteolysis. The coding region runs from base 1087 to 2667 and encodes 526 amino acids. The record is from RefSeq and is a predicted model, not a curated record.